Messenger RNA from Chaetomium fimeti, 2631 nucleotides. RefSeq lists its product as uncharacterized. Bases 1 to 2631 code for a protein of 876 amino acids. Gene Ontology annotation, biological process: intracellular signal transduction; phospholipid catabolic process; phosphatidic acid biosynthetic process. Gene Ontology annotation, molecular function: D-type glycerophospholipase activity. Gene Ontology annotation, cellular component: intracellular membrane-bounded organelle. The transcript is spliced from 6 exons. NCBI's taxonomy places the organism in Eukaryota, Fungi, Ascomycota, Sordariomycetes, Sordariales, Chaetomiaceae. The record is from RefSeq and is a predicted model, not a curated record.
AUGACGCCCGGAUCGACAACCGAUGAACCCAGCAAGCACCAUGACCUGGGGAGCAAACUGAAGCUUCCCUUCCGUGAACUCAAGGAGAAACUCAAUCAUAGCAACCACUUGACCAAUGCGAAGAUCCACUUGGUUCACCAGAAACACAAGAUCGGCAAGUUUGCCAACCUGUUCAACCCCGAACAUCGCCAUGACGAGGAGCACGAGAAGGCCUGUGACGAAAAACGGACCAAGAUCGGCGAGUCACAUCGCUUUGAUUCCUACUUCCCUGAGCGGGAUGGGAACAUGGUGAAGUGGUAUGUGGACGGGAGGGACUACUUCUGGGCGGUAUCGGCUGCCCUCGAAAACGCCAAAGAAUCAAUCUACAUUGCUGACUGGUGGCUGUCGCCCGAACUGUUCCUCCGCCGCCCUCCCUAUUUCAACCAGGAAUGGCGACUCGACCAGGUCCUCAAACGCCGGGCAGAGGCCGGCGUGAAGAUCUACAUCGUCAUCUACCGUGAAGUAGAGGCCGCCCUCACUUGCAACUCGGAGCACACGAAGCAUGCCCUCCAAGCCUUGUGUCCGGAAGGCUCACCCGGGUUUGGUAACAUCAAGGUCAUGCGCCACCCGGAUCACAACGUGUUUGAGAACGCCGCCGAUAUGACCUUCUACUGGGCCCAUCACGAGAAGUUCAUCGUCAUCGACUACGAGAUGGCAUUCAUUGGCGGGCUGGACCUCUGCUUCGGACGGUGGGACGACCACCAGCAUGCCCUGUCCGACAUGCACCCCGAGGGUGUGACCAACGAGGUGUGGCCGGGCCAAGACUUCAACAAUAACCGGAUAAUGGACUUCCAGAACGUCCAGGAUUGGAAGGAAAACGAGCUGAGCAAAGAAGACUCGGGCCGCAUGCCCUGGCACGAUGUAGCCAUGGGCGUGGUCGGCCCCUGUGUCUACGACAUCGCCGAACACUUUGUGCUUCGGUGGAAUUUCGUCAAGCGCGAUAAAUACAAACGCGAUAAGCGAUUCGAGUGGCUCGAGCUGAGGGGGCGUCAGGGAGACGAUGAGGACCUAAUCGGCGUUCAGCGCCCAACUCACCCGGUCGGUGGAUACCAGCUACAUCCGCUGUCUCCUCUCGAGACUAAGCCUCUCGAGAACCGCGGGACUGUCCACGCCCAGGUCGUCCGCUCCAGUGCCGACUGGUCUAGUGGCAUUCUCACCGACCACUCGAUCCAGAACGCCUACAGCGACAUCAUCCGCAAGGCGGAGCACUACGUCUACAUCGAGAACCAGUUCUUCAUCACGGCCACCGGGGACCAGCAGGUACCCAUCAGAAACACCAUCGGCAGCGCCAUGGUGGAUGCCGUGCUGAGGGCCGCCAAGGAAGGCCGCAAGUUCCGCAUCAUAAUUCUCAUUCCCGCCGUCCCAGGAUUUGCCGGCGACCUCCGGGAUGACGCGGCCAUCGGUACACGAGCGAUCAUGGACUACCAGUACAAGUCGAUAUGCAGGGGCGAGCAUAGCAUCUUUGGAAGGAUUGAAAAAGAGGGCGUCGAUCCGACCAAGUACGUCUUUUUCUUCAACCUUCGAAGCUACGACCGCCUCAACAGGACAUCGGCAGUCCAGAAGCAGGAGGAAGAGUCAGGGGUCAAGUACCGCGACGUCCAGCGCGCCCAAGCCGAAGAAGUGAUGGGUGAGGGGAUCCACGGGACCAUCGAUGCCCAUGGCGGCCGCGAUUCGCACAUGGGCAAGAGGCGCGAACAGGGGAAGCAGCGCGGGGCCGCCGACGGCGAGCUCAAGGACAACCUCGACGAAGAGCACCAGCCGGACGACGCAACCCGGGACAUGGACGCUAGGCGCAAGUUUGAAGCGGCCGCUACUAACGGGGACAAGUCGCAAAACAACCGGGACGCGACCGUAGCGAACCACGCCAUGGCGGACCAAGGGCCGCUAUCCGAGGUUCCCUGGGACGGCGAGGAGGAAGAUGAAGUCAACCACUGGAUUCAGGAGGAGCUGUACAUCCACGCCAAGCUGCUCAUCGUCGACGACCGCAUCGUCGUCUGCGGGUCCAGCAACCUCAACGACCGCAGCCAGCUGGGCUACCACGACAGCGAGCUGAGCAUCGUCAUGGAGGACACGCGCCGCUUCGAGACCACCAUGGACGGGCAGCCGUUCGAGGCGGGGUGGCACGCGGCCACGCUGCGCCGUUAUCUCUGGCGCGAACACCUCGGCCUGCUCCCGCCGCAGGACCUUGAUGCCGACGGCGACCCGAACGCCCAGCCGCCCGGCGACGACUCGCCGAAUGAUGUCCGGGACCGCGACGACUCGUGGAGGUUCGUCGAGGACCCGUUGAGUGAUGAGCUCUGGGACAUGUGGACCGCGAGGGCGACGAAGAAUACCGAGGUGUUUAGGCAGCUGUUCCACGCCGACCCGGACGAUCAUGUCAAAACGUUUGACGACUACAACGGCUUCAUGCCGGCCAAGGGCGUCAAGGCGGGCCACAUCUUUGACCGCAUGAUCCCGCCGCACGAGGUGAGACAAAAGCUGGAGAAGAUCAAGGGACACCUUGUCUGGAUGCCGUUGCAGUUCCUCAGGGAUGCCGAGAUGGCGGAGAAGGGGCUGCAGGUUAACCAGUGGACCGAGAGCGUCUACACCUAG